AAAUGCCCACUCCCUGUCAGACCUCAUCUAAUUUGACUGACAGAUGUCUCCGAUACGUCCCCUGACAGUAUGGCCGACGUCUUAACGCACGUGUUUAGUACGUUCAUUGCGAAAGGAGGCCAGGUAAACCAUGUGAGCGGUACUUUAUCGUCAACAUGCAGCGCCCUGGUGGUCGGCGAGAGCACCAUGAGCCGCUCUGUGCUUCUCCUCGCAGCUCUGAUCGCGGCCUCCCGGAGGGGCAUGAAGGUAGUGUUCUUCACCCGGACCCAGAUCCAGACCCUGCCCCUUUCCGUGACAAGCUGCCUCCCUAACCUCAGCCCCGAUAGCUUGAAGAUGAUCAAGUUCUGCUAUCCGCGGACGCUGGAGGAGCUACUCCUGCAGGUGGCCAGCCUCCACGAGCCCGAAAACACCUCGUCCACCGCCCCCUCCCUCAUCAUAGUCGACCGCCUCCAGAAUUUCCUCUGCGGUCCGGGAGGAGGAGGGGGCUUCCACCAGGGGGAGCAGUCGUGCGCGGCUCACCUCUCGGCCCUGCUGCUCGACACUACCGCGUUCCUCACGAAGGUCCUCGAGCGCCGGGCCCCUUGGCUGGCUCCCUGCCGCCUCCUCGCCUCCUUUCAGCCGGAGUGCGAGGUAGGGCCAGCUGACCCUGGCUCCUCUCACCCGAUGCUGGCGGUCCUCGAGGUCCUGGAUCGAUACUUCACGGCGCGGUGCGCUCUAGACCGGGAUGAGAGCUACGCGGCCGUUGCGGCUGGGCUGGAGGACGUGUGGCGAGUGGACCUAUCAGGGGCUGGGCCCAUGGACCCAUCAGACCGAGCAGACUGCACAUCACAGGAGUGGCAGCUCGUCGUCUUCACUAACGGAUCAAUGGAGUUUAGAUCAGUGUAGAAAGUGUGUGUGUGAGUGACUACAUUAUCUAUCCUCUUAAUGUUAUAGUAUGAAUAAUAUUUCAUCCUAUAGUUUAUUUUAUAUUUCUACUUAUUUUUGCUAAUAUGUCGUUAUUUAUUGUCACAGCAGUCAGUGUUAUGUUCUUGUUUCUUGGUCCACCUUAGACCUUGUGGUCACUUGUUCUGAUCUGACCUUGUUUUUCUGUUCUGGCUUAAUCGUAUUGUUCAGUACGACAACUACAAUGGCUGUAUAGCAUCAUCUUUAAUAUUGACAAAGGUUUUAAAAGGAAAAACAUAGAUGAAAACUUCAGAUUUUCAGUUGUACAGAUCACUUAAAAGAAACCUAAGUUUUAGGCAGGUGUAUUAGUUGUAUUUUAGUUUUUUUGUUUUUUUUAUUUAAAACUAUGUUUUGUUUAGAAUUAAUGUACAUUUUUGGUUUAAAUCUCAACCAUGGUAAUGAAGUAAACUUUUCCACAGGGUUGUCCAAGUUUAUACAGCCUGACUGAAACAACAUGUUAAGAGCACCGCAGCAAAGUAGAUUCACUUUUAGUUGUCACUCUUCGUGUUGUCUGCGGGUGUCUUUUCCGGAGUCCAUAUGAAUGCGGCUUCAAAACUCUCCUUGACCUUACGAUGUUUCCCAUCAAGGGAAAGUGGUUAGGAAAGGAGAUGGGGUGUGAUGUUUUGGACUUUUUGACCGUAACCAAACUAACAUGAACACAUCUAACAGAAGAAAAUAACUAGAUUAUUUACAGUGUGACUGCAACACUGGGCAACAAUCACGGACAUUGAUAUUCAGCAUUACAUUAAAAGGGUCCCUUCACUUA
Molecule: messenger RNA, 1708 nt
Organism: Gadus morhua (Atlantic cod)
Lineage: Eukaryota; Metazoa; Chordata; Actinopteri; Gadiformes; Gadidae
Gene: swsap1
Product: SWIM-type zinc finger 7 associated protein 1
Exons: 2
Coding region: 70-885 (271 amino acids)
Biological process (GO): double-strand break repair via homologous recombination
Cellular component (GO): Shu complex
Molecular function (GO): single-stranded DNA binding
Source: RefSeq, a predicted model, not a curated record